Molecule: messenger RNA, 9680 nt
Organism: Columba livia (rock pigeon)
Lineage: Eukaryota; Metazoa; Chordata; Aves; Columbiformes; Columbidae
Gene: STXBP5
Product: syntaxin binding protein 5
Exons: 28
Coding region: 665-4123 (1152 amino acids)
Biological process (GO): regulation of protein secretion; regulation of exocytosis
Cellular component (GO): cytoplasm; SNARE complex; plasma membrane
Molecular function (GO): syntaxin binding; GTPase activator activity; myosin II binding
Source: RefSeq, a predicted model, not a curated record
AGAAGCCCCGCUGGUGACUGGCUGGCGGGACACGCAGCUCUGAGGACGCGAAGGGUGGCUGAGCCGAGCCUCGGGGCGGGCGCCUGCUAAGGGGGGAGAGACUGCGGCGGCGGGAGGGGACCGACACACACACACACACACACACACACACACACACACACAAGACGCAGAGACGGAUGACAGCGGCGGCCGCGGCUGUUACGAUGUGAGGCGGGCUGCGAGGGGGGACGCGGAGGCUCCGUGGAGAGGAGAGGCAGCCCGCACAUCCCCGGCGGCGGGAGGGGCGGCCGGGGCGGGGCCGGCCGGGCCCGGGGAGAGCCGUGCGCCUCGGCGGGCAGGGCGCGGGGCGGCCGCGGGCGGCGCGUCUGGGACCGGCGGCGUUGGUGGGCUGACCGGCUCGUGUUUGCUUGGCUCCAGUCUCCCACCCCGAGGGCCCCGAUGAGGAGCGCCCCUGCGCUGUCGGACUGACGCCUCGCCGCCCUCCCCGCGGACGAGGAGCGCUGCCCCGCGGCGGAGAGCGCGGCGCCCCUGCUCGUGGGCCGCCCCUGCACCGCCCACCCCGGCGGGGGCUCGUCUGCCGCCUGCGGGGCAGGCGGCGCGGCGCGGCGGGCGGCGGUGACAGCGCGGCGGCGGCGAGGCCGGAGGAGCGCCGCCGCCGAAGACCAUGAGGAAAUUUAACAUCAGGAAGGUGCUGGACGGCCUGACGGCGGUCUCCUCCGUCGCCUCGGCGUCGUCCGCCGCGCAGCAGCAGCAGGCGGGGAACCGGGAGACCGAAAUCCAGGAGACGCUCCAGUCCGAGCACUUCCAGCUCUGCAAGACUGUACGCCAUGGUUUCCCGUAUCAACCUUCAGCCUUGGCAUUUGAUCCUGUUCAGAAAAUACUGGCCAUUGGGACUCAGACUGGAGCACUAAGGCUCUUUGGUCGACCAGGAGUUGAAUGCUACUGCCAACAUGACAGUGGAGCUGCAGUAAUCCAGCUUCAGUUCCUGAUUAAUGAGGGAGCUCUUGUGAGUGCCUUGGCUGAUGAUACCUUACACCUGUGGAACUUACGUCAGAAGAGACCUGCUAUACUUCAUUCACUCAAAUUUAACCGAGAACGGAUAACGUUUUGUCAUCUGCCUUUCCAAAGUAAAUGGCUAUAUGUGGGCACUGAAAGAGGAAACAUUCACAUUGUCAAUGUGGAAUCAUUUACUCUCUCAGGCUAUGUCAUCAUGUGGAAUAAAGCCAUUGAACUGUCAUCCAAAUCUCACCCAGGACCUAUUGUCCACAUUAGUGACAAUCCCAUGGAUGAAGGAAAGCUUCUGAUUGGCUUUGAGUCUGGAACAGUGGUAUUAUGGGAUCUGAAGUCAAAGAAGGCAGAUUACAGAUACACACAUGAUGAGGCUAUCCACUCGGUGGCUUGGCAUCAUGAAGGAAAACAAUUUAUUUGUAGUCACUCAGAUGGUACCUUGACCAUAUGGAAUGUAAAAUCUCCUACCAAACCAUUCCAGACAAUCACUCCGCAUGGAAAACAGCUGAAGGAUGGAAAGAAGCCAGAACCCUGCAAACCUAUCCUUAAGGUGGAAUAUAAAACAACUAGAGCUGGGGAGCCUUUCAUCAUUCUCUCAGGAGGCUUGUCCUAUGACACUGUAGGAAGAAGACCCUGUUUAACAGUUAUGCAUGGAAAAAGUACUGCUGUGCUAGAAAUGGAUUAUUCUAUUGUUGAUUUUCUAACACUCUGUGAAACGCCGUAUCCUAAUGACUUUCAGGAACCAUAUGCUGUAGUUGUUCUCCUAGAAAAGGACUUAGUACUGAUUGACCUUGCACAAAAUGGGUACCCUAUAUUUGAGAAUCCCUAUCCUUUGACUAUACAUGAAUCUCCAGUUACCUGUUGUGAAUACUUUGCUGAUUGUCCUGUGGACCUCAUACCUGCACUCUAUUCAGUUGGCGCUCGACAGAAACGUCAAGGUUAUAGUAAGAAGGAAUGGCCUAUCAGUGGAGGCAACUGGGGUUUGAUCACUCAGAGCUAUCCAGAGAUAAUUAUUACAGGGCAUGCUGAUGGGUCAAUCAAGUUUUGGGAUGCCUCAGCAAUAACGCUGCAAGUACUCUAUAAGCUAAAAACAGCCAAAGUAUUUGAAAAAUCAAGGAAUAAAGAUGACAGGCCAAACACGGAUAUAGUAGAUGAAGAUCCAUAUGCUAUUCAGAUCAUCUCAUGGUGUCCAGAAAGCAGAAUGCUGUGUAUAGCUGGAGUUUCUGCACAUGUCAUUAUUUACAGGUUCAGCAAGCAGGAAGUCACAACGGAAGUCAUUCCGAUGCUGGAAGUACGUCUGUUGUAUGAAAUAAAUGAUGUUGAAUCUCCAGAUGGUGAGCAGGUGCCACCUUUACCAACUCCAGGCACAGGUUCCAAUCCUCAGUCCAUUGUUCCCCAGUCUCAUCCAUCUACUAGUAGCAGUUCAUCUGAUGGACUUCGUGAUAAUGUCCCAUGUUUAAAAGUUAAAAAUUCUCCUCUCAAGCAGUCUCCAGGCUACCAAACUGAGCUAGUUAUCCAGCUAGUGUGGGUGAGUGGAGAACCUCCUCAGCAGAUAACCAGCUUAGCAGUCAACUCAGCGUAUGGCCUAGUAGUUUUUGGAAACUGUAACGGUAUUGCCAUGGUUGAUUAUCUCCAGAAGACAGUGCUCUUGAAUCUAGGCACUGUUGAACUGUAUGGCUCCAAUGAUCCUUAUCGCAGGGAGCCACGAUCUCCCCGAAAAACUCGGCAGCCAUCUGGAGCAGGUCUUUGUGAUAUUAAUGAAGGUGCCGUGGUACCAGAAGAUCGCUGCAAAUCACCCACUUCAGGUUCUGGUUCACCAAGCAAUUCUGAUGAUGAUCAAAAAAUGAAUAAUUUUAUAGAAAAGGUGAAGACCAAAAGCAGAAAGAUUUCCAAGAUGGUAGCCAAUGACAUAGCAAAGAUGUCCAGGAAGCUAAGUUUGCCAACUGAGUUAAAGCCUGAUUUAGAUGUGAAAGACAACUCUUUCAGUCGAUCCCGGAGUUCUAGUGUAACUAGCAUUGAUAAAGAGACACGUGAGGCAAUUUCAGCUCUUCAUUUUUGUGAGACUUUCACAAGAAAGGCUGAUACAUCACCUUCCCCAUCCCUGUGGGUUGGGACCACACUGGGUACAGUACUUGUCAUUGUCCUGAACUUACCCCCAGGAGGAGAGCAAAGACUUCUUCAGCCAGUUAUUGUUUCUCCUAGUGGAACCAUCCUGAGGCUAAAAGGGGCAAUCUUGAGAAUGGCUUUUCUGGAUACCACAGGAUCUCUGGUCCCACCAGCACAUGAACCGUGGAGAGAACACAAUGUUCCUGAAGAUAAAGAUGAAAAAGAUAAAUCAAAAAAGCGACGACCUGUCUCAGUGUCCCCCUCUUCCUCUCAGGAAAUCAGUGAAAACCAAUAUGCAGUGAUAUGUUCGGAAAAGCAAGCAAAAGUUAUCUCACUGCCAUCCCAGAACUGUAUUUAUAAGCAAAACAUAACAGAGACUUCUUUUGUUCUUCGUGGAGAUAUAGUGUCAUUGAGUAACAGUAUCUGCCUUGCAUGUUUCUGUGCCAAUGGACAUAUUAUGACUUUUAGUUUGCCAAGUUUAAGGCCAUUACUGGAUGUAUAUUACCUGCCACUCACCAAUAUGCGGAUAGCCAGAACAUUCUGCUUCACCAAUAAUGGACAAGCACUCUAUCUUGUCUCACCGACUGAAAUACAGAGGCUCACCUACAGUCAAGAAACAUGUGAAAAUCUUCAGGAAAUGUUGGGCGAGCUCUUCACUCCUGUAGAAACACCAGAAGCACCCAACAGAGGAUUCUUUAAAGGCCUGUUUGGAGGUGGUGCACAAUCACUUGACAGAGAAGAACUCUUUGGAGAGUCAGCAUCUGGGAAGGCAUCAAGAAGUCUCGCCCAGCAUAUUCCAGGGCCUGGGGGUAUUGAAGGCGUCAAAGGAGCAGCAUCUGGUGUAGUUGGAGAACUAGCGCGAGCCCGGUUGGCACUAGAUGAAAGAGGACAGAAACUAGGAGAACUGGAAGAAAAAACUGCAGCUAUGCUUUACAGUGCUGAUUCUUUCUCUAAACAUGCUCAUGAGAUGAUGUUGAAGUACAAAGACAAGAAGUGGUACCAAUUCUGAUGAUGCUCAUCAAUUACAUCUAUUUAAUUUUGUCCCAAUGAAAAAAUCUUCGGUUUUCAUUAAUUUUGGCAGGACCAUUGAAAUUUAAAGGAGUAUUCACCAUUGGAUACUGUUGUUUCCUAGCACAAAUCACACACUGUUUUACCUCAGUCAUGGCUUUAGCUGAGGAGCUUUAUAUUUAAAAGAAACACACACACAAAAAAAACCUCGAGUGUUUCUUAGCUGUUGGUUAGCUGAGAGUUGGAACAGAGGAGGUUACUAGAAUAUGUGGAAAAGAGGGUAAAGGGAAAACGUGGUGUGAGAUGGGCAGGGGCAAUGCAGGGUCAAUCCUGUGUUAAUAUUUUAUAUGCCAAAAGUUUUUGUGCUACUGUAAUUGCUGCCAGUGUUAUACCCUCCUGUGAGGAGAGGCAAUAAAUCAGGGGUCCAAGAGCUGGAAUAAAGUCGUUUGUCUUGCUGGAUGGUAGCUGACUGACUUACCCUCUCUAGGACUCAACUUUAUUUACCAUUACUGUUGAAGAAGAGUUGAAGUUUGCUCUCACUUCUUUCAUCGGAAAAGCUGGAAGUUUGGAAGAUUUCAUGUUGAAAAUUGUAUACAUAGUUGACUUGUGCAUAGUCUUUUCUUGGACCCCUGAUCUAGUAUUCUUGUAUUCACAUCAUAUUCUGUGGAGUACAAAACAAGAGAAUACACAGUUUUUGCAUUAAAAAAGUCAAGUGAAUAAUAUGACUGAAAUGUGUCAUGCUGGGAAUUUUCAUUUGUGUGAUGGCCGUGCAAUGUGAAAUGUGGUAACAUCUUCAUUGUGGUAAGAAUACUUUAACUUCAGUUAAAUAUUAUUUUUUGCCAAAAAUAGUUAUUGGUUCUGUUUGUAUAACAUUUAGAAUUGGCUGUGGGUUCCAUUCAUGCUGUGAAUUUUUAUAAAUGUUUAAAAGAAUGUACCUUUACAGCCAUUAAUGGAAAUAGCUGAGAUAGUUUUGCUCAAAAUUAAGUUCUAGAUGCCCCUUUAGUCCUUUACUAUGGUAUCGGAUAAUCAUGGACUCAGGUUUUCAAACAGUUUCACACUCUGUGGAGGUGCUGAUGCAUGAGUAAUGGCAAGCAUCUAAUAUUUAAUAGUUGUCAGUAUAUUGUUCAGCAAAUUUCUAAAUCCUGCUAGUAAGUUUACAAGUACCUAUCUCAGCCCCACGCAGCGCUAAAGGCAGUUGGCCUGAAGUUUUGGUUUAGUCUCUAAAGCAGUGUUUUCAGUAGCGUGGGCAGUGGUAAGUGUCCACUAAAACUUCAGGAAUGGGUGAAACGAUGCUCACUUUGGGUGAGGUAAAUAAUACAGCUGAGCUAACUUGUUAAUGGCUGCUGCACUAGAGCUGUAACAGUGGGAAUGACCAGAGCUCUUUGAAAAAGAGAGAAUUCCUUAAAAUGUUUGCAUUUAAAAAAAUAAUUUAGACUUUUUUCCACAAAGUGGGAAUAGUUAGUGACUGGUCUUGUUUUAUAAAAGGGAGUAUUUAGAGCCUGAAAUAUCUACAUUGUCUGAAAUUAAUAAUUCACGUUUUUUCCUCCAAGCACCACAUUCUGCGUAAGUUUUUUCGCACACUUUCUGAAUCUUCCCAGAGCAAAACCUCAGUUGUAUUUGUAUUGUAAAAUGAUGUUGCAGGUACAUAGGCAACCUUACAAAACGCUUAAAUUAUGUGAAAUACUGAAGUUACUGAUAGUUCUUGAUUCCUUUUUCAAAUGAAAGGCAAGUAUGUUUGGACUUCAUAGCACAAAUUGAUACUUUCUCUGAUUUUAUGUAUAACAUUUAAUUUAAAAAGACAAGCGAAUUCUCUUGCCAGUAGGAGGGCAUGCCGUACCAUGCCCACUGUGCAAAGAACUUAAAUGAGGAUGUGACAAUUUGAACAAGCAACAUUAUGAUUUCCUGAUGACUCUGUCCCAUACCUACUGAGGCAAUAUUAAUUCCAGUUACUUAACUCAGCUUGUCACACAAUUUUUGCCUCUGCAUGUUAAUUGAUUUAUUUUUCAGUGUCUAAUGCAUAUUUAAGUUCACACCAUUUUGUUAAAAAUCCAGAAGAAAACUGGAUAGACUACUUCCCAUAACAUUUCAAAAAAUAAAAACACCCUAGCUGACACUUGUCACCUUAUCUCACAUUUAUAAAUUGAGAUAACUGAUUAUUUGACCUGGUGAAGAGGAGCUAUAUUUUAGAGCAACAGAAUCCUGUAAGAUUAUUCUAGCCAGGCUCUGGAGAAAGGACGGCAAAUGUUUGUUUCAGCAAAUUGUGGUAUCAGUGGAGUGGAAGAUUACCUUAGCUUGAAAGGAAAACGUACUUAACUUUUCCCCCCCCAAAAAAAACACAAGACAAUGAGAGACCAUCUGCCAGUACAAGAAGAGUAGUGGCUUACUUGGUGUUAUAGAGUUUAUCAUAGUUGAAUCUUUUUUGUGUUGCAUAUGUGAAGAGGGUGCUUCUAGAUUUGAAAACUAAUGAAAUGGUUGCUCAUGAGAUGAAUACAGAAAUGGUUCUUGUUCAACAGAAGGGGCUAUGUACAAUUUUAGUCUAAAAAGUUCCUUUUUCCUUCUCUGUGGAAGGGAGUUGAUCGUACAUACAUCAUUUCAUCUUCUGCUGUUGCUGGUGCACCUUUUGUACAGCAAAAUAUAUUGAAAUCCUUGUGGGGGGAGCACCCCUGAUUUUUUGCGAGUGUUUUAGUUGUGUGAAACUUUUUUAGAGUAUCUGGAAAACUAUUAUAAAGUACAAUUGAGCUAUUUCUUUUUUGUUUGGUUGUUUUUUUCAAUGGAUGUGUGAGAAACUGCUGCUGCCUAUCUGUUUAUAUGUAGUGUCUCUCUUUAGGAACUGUAAACUGAAGAUGCUUUUCUUCAUCUUAGUCCUGCCAAAUCGUAACUUUUGAAUGUUGACAUGUGUAAAUAUGUGUGUAUUCCAAAUAAGUCUGAAAGUGUUACACCACAGGCAUUUGCAGUGAUUUGUUCUUCAGCAAACAGUCAGUUAUAAAAUGUAGUAAUAUAUAGCUGUGUUUCUUGUCUGUCUUUAUGCAAAGAUUUUUGCCUGAGGUGGUACUUGCAUGGCAGGUGAUGUUAGAAAGCUCUGUCCAAAGGAGGAUUUUUGGAAGAAAGUUUGUAUCCUAUUUUGCCUUUGUUUUCCUUUUCUCUUUCUUUUUUUUUUUUUUUUUUUUUUUUUGCUUUAUUAAUGGCACUGAUGAUAUUACCUGAACUUUUAAACUUGAAUUUUUCCUGCACUUUAAUUCAAUCAUGGCAUUUUAUUCCUUAAUUUUGUUUCUAUAUUUGUGCAAAUCAGGUUCAUUGUUUGUAUAUAAACACACACAUUCAAUGAAGACUUUAGAACAGAUUACUUUCAGGCACAUUUGCUAAUUAUGUGACUAUCAUUUAGAAUGUGUGUUUUCUUAGCAAAAUAUGUAUAUACAAGUAUAUACAAUAUAGAAUCUAAUGAAAGGCACUUAUCCUGUGUAGACAUUCAGUUUAUAAAUUACUGCAACACUUUCAGAUUUGUUACUAGAUAAUACAAUGAAAUCUAUUUAUACAUACUGCUUAAGAAUAUACUUUUAGUUUUAAAUAAUUUUUAUAUGUACACUUCUACCUUUAAUUUUAAAAAUACUUAUGUUCAAUUUUUAAGUCAGAGUACUUAAAGUAUGUAUAUUAUCCAUAGAAGAAGUUGUUUUAAGCUUAUGAAUACAUUCAUAUCUCAUAUCGAGAUGAUACAAUUACUAAUCAAUGAAAACAAAUAGCCCAUCUUGCUUUACAGAAAAUAAUCAUACGUAUUUUUACCUCCCAUUCUGAACAUUGUCAAACAGUUCUCUUAGUAUGGAAAGGGAAGAUAACACAUUCAGAAAACUAACCAUAUUCAAAAGUUCUCUCAGUAGCUGCAGUCUUUGGCUGAAUGGUUUUCUGUGAUUUGGGAUUUUUUUUUUAGGUGUACACAUGAAAGGCUAUUUUUCAGCUCUAUUCCUUGGACUUUUAAAAUUCCCUAAAAUUGAAGUUUGUCCAAGAAGUAUUUUAAGUACAAAUCUUGAUUAUACAUCAGCUCUUUACAUGUAAUCAGGCUUUUUUUUUAAUACUGAAUGCACAUUGGAAAACUUACAGCCUGCGGCUGAUGUGUGCCCUGCUUUCUCAUGGGGGUUUGACAUAGCCAGGUGGGCACGGAGAGCAGCUGAUAUUGGGGGCAGAGGGGAGGAAGGAAUGCAAAGCUUUGCCUCCCUCUCUGACUUACAGGGUAACUUGUCGGUUGCACCUUUUCUUCAUUCCAGCCGAUUUCCUGUAAAGUUUAUGUGAAGCUUUUUGAGUGGGUGUUGAUAGCUUUGCUACUACUACAAAAUCUUCAAAUACUUUGUAGAUGGAAAUUAAUGGUGUUUGAGAGGAGGAAGCAAGCAAAGCAAAACAAAGGUUGUAUAGGAGAAUCAGCUAAACCAAUUUCAUUUCAGUUUUCUUAGAAAAGUUUAAUUAAGCUGGGCCAAUUUCUCCUUCUUACGCAUGUUAUAAAGUUGUGCUGGAUAUCAUCCAGUUUGUUACCGUUUCAAGCCAGAUGAGUGUACUGUGUUCCUGGGUUCUUCUGCACUUUAUAAAGUUGAGGCUUAAUGAUGUGGGUGUUCAUUAAAAAAAAAAUUUAAAGAAAGAGAGAAAUGAGACAAACGUAAAACAAUCAAAUGAAAGAUGUCAAUCAGUAUUCCUUUUAGUUUUUCAUGUAAAGCACCUGGAAAUGUUUGUCAUACAGCUGUAGGUUUCUUUGACACUCGUAUUUGAUUUUGUUAGUACCUAAGUUACAUAUUACCAGGCAAAUAAUAACUAGAAGUUAAACUGUUUCAGUUGAAAACAUAUAAGGAGUUGUAUGUGGAUUACCACUACCAUUCAGUAAUAGGUGAUGCAAAGGGAGAGGGGUGGGAACAUAUUUUAAAUAUUCCCUUUUAAAACAGAAUUGUAAAUAAGCAGUACUGUGUUAUUUUAGACCUGAGCUCUGCUAUCUGUAGUGGUUAGAACUAGGAAAACAUGCUGCUUUCUAGUUAUGCUACUGUUUCAUUGUACCAGCACCAUUGGGGGGAAAAAAAUCAGUAAAUUUUUCUAACAUUGCCCACUUGUGGGUAAGCAUGCUUGAUGUGUAGCAGUUCUCGUUUAUGUAUAUCUUAGUGUGUACAUGUGUCUUUUUUCUUUUUGUUCAUUGCAACUUAUUCUUCAGUUAAGUCUUGCUGAGCCCCACUAGCUCUUCUGAGGGUGAUUACUGGAAUAUGCAUUUUAGGUAGGGUUGCAAAUCCAUCUGUCUACAAAUAUAGUUUCAUAUGAACUGCGAACUGUACUGUUACAAACACAACUAUGUUAGAUUGCAUAGAGUUAUUUUACUUACAUGUACUUGAACUGAACUAUGUCAUCAUAACAAAGUUAAAAAAUUAAGUAUGGAAUAUUUUUGUAAAUAAAAAUACCUGUGCAGCUGGUAUUUUAAAUUUAAAAUGUAUUAUACAUUAAUGUUUCAGAAAAAAUGUUCAUAUAUGUGUAUAUGAAUGUGUCAUUAUGCUGAAGGGCUCUGAUUGGGCAAAAUAAACUAUUCAAAUCUCUCCUGA